This is a messenger RNA of Anolis carolinensis (green anole), 7366 nucleotides long. It is a transcript of the gene clul1, whose product is annotated as clusterin like 1. The coding region runs from base 2845 to 4224 and encodes 459 amino acids. The transcript has 8 exons. The record is from RefSeq and is a predicted model, not a curated record. Lineage: Eukaryota; Metazoa; Chordata; Lepidosauria; Squamata; Anolidae. Gene Ontology annotation, cellular component: nucleus. Gene Ontology annotation, molecular function: misfolded protein binding.
UUCUGAUCCAGACCAAUCACUUGGAAGAUGUCUUCCUAUAAUAAUAAUAAUAACAUAAUAAUAAUUUUAUUCUUAUACCCCGCCCCAUCUCCCCGAAGGGACUCGGGGCGGCUUACAUGGGGCCAAGCCCGAACAGAACAAUAUAAAAACAAAACAAUAAAACCAAUCAAUCAGACAAUAAAAGCAAGUCAUUAAAAAACCACAUACAAGAUAAAGUGUUAAAAUCAUGGAUUGGGUUCAAAGGAUCUAGGCCAAAGUGCUAAAAGUGCAAAUAUAUCAUGUCAUCAGGGAAGGGUGGUUACUCAGCUAUGAUGGUUAUAAAGUGCCAUUAUAAUACUGGGGAAGGCAUACACUGUUAAGUGGACAACAGGUCGAUCAUACAGAGAUAAGUCACCAAAAGCCUCUCGGAAGAGCCAAGUCUUCAGGCUCGUCCGAAAGGAGAGGAGGGUAGGGGCCUGCCAAAUCUCCAAUUACCAAUUAUGAAACAGGCAGCAAUACAGCUAUCCUGGAAUCUGAUGGAAGUCUGCUAAGAACAUAUCCUGAAAAUUCCUUACUUGUCUUGCUGAUAAUUUCAUUUCCCGGAAGCUAUUAGAAGGAAGAAGGAGAUUAACUGUCUUCAGCAAUAGGAAACAACUGGUCAGUAAGAUAGAAAGUAGUGGAAGGCUUGGGUGGAAGUAACUGUAUCCUCUGAGGAUUUAUUAUACACAGGCAAGGGCAAGUGAAGUGAAGUCACUUCGGACAGAUUUCAGAUUUCAAAAGGCUUAAGGAAAUAACUGGCUGAGAUCCCAUGGUCCAAAAUAUUUGAAGAGAAGGGAGUUCAUGGUAGAUGGGAACUUCUUAAAUAUGAGCUAUUGGAGGCACAAUUGCAAAUAAUCUCAAGAAGAAAUUGAGCUAGAGGCAUGUGUCAGAAAUGGAAGAAGGAACAAAGUACAAGCAAAUGUCUCAUUGAAUCUAUAUACUAUAAAAGUCAGUUUGUUUGUCUGUCUGUACUACAAAGGCUGUUGCUAGGUGAACUGGCCCUAGUAGCAAAUAUCUGUAGGAAGAAGAUCAAGAGGAUGAAAAUACAAAAUGACCUUAAGGUUCCAAGAUAGGUUAAGAAUAAUAAAAUAAUGCCUUUUACAAUGUUUGAGGGAAGAAGAACAAAGAUGCAGUAAGUCCUUGGAUCGGUUUUGGAAUAUGACAUUGAUUGUGUGAUUUUAAUUGAUGUUUUAAUGUUGAUGUUUUUAAUUGGUUUGGAUUUUAAUGCAUUUGUUUAUUUAUUGAUAUGUACUUACUUAGGCGAUCCCUCAUUGUCCAGAUAUGAUGGCCUUCCAAAUUCUAGGAAGAUGCCUCUGUGAGAGUUUUUUUUUAAUGUGUGGAGGUCAGUGCACAGCCGAUCAAUACACAGUCUUCACAGGGUGAGGGUCCCAACCAAUGGCAUGGUUAACAUGAUGAUGGUGGCUUCUCAAUCUGUUGCAGCCUUCUUCUGCCUCCACAGCCGUUGUAACAUGUACCAUGUUAUCUUCUGCCUGAUCUGCCCUUGAGGUAUAUGUGCCGUCGAAUUGUUGCCUUUGUAAAGCUUCCCAGAGUGCCCUUCGUGGUAAGAAAGGCAGGGUACAAAUGUGGUAAAUAAAUGAAUGAAUAAGUCCACCAUGUGGGAAAGCAGAGGCCCCAGUGGCACAGCGUGUUAAAGCACUGAGCUGCUGAACUUGUGGAUUUGACUUGUGGUCACAGGUUUGAAUUUGGGGAGCAGAAUAAGCACCCACUGUUAGCCCCAGCUUCUGCCAACCUAGCAGUUCAAAAACAUGCAAAUGUGAGUAGAUCAAUAGGUACCGCUCUGGUGGGAAGAUAAUGGUGCUCCAUGCAGUCAUGCCGGCCACAUGACCUUGGAGGUGUCUAUGGACAACACCGGCUCUUCGGCUUAGAAAUGGAAAUGAGCACCAAUCCUCAGAGUCGGACAUGACUGGACUUAAUGUCAGGGAAAAAACUUUACCUUUACUAUGUGGGUAAAAUGGUGAAACACUAGUAAGUGAUACCAAAGAUUGUGGCUAAAUACAUGAGAAGGACUUACUGAUAAUAAAUGCUACUUAACAGUUGUUUCUAAACAAAAUUUUACUAGUCAUCUAUGAACACUUCACCUGUGGAUUUAUCAGUUUAUUAUCAGUUGGAAUAAAGGUCUAUUGAGAUCCCUUCCAACCAUAGAAUUCUAUUAUUCUAUGAACAUUGAUAAAACACAUUGAGAACUAGUUUUUCCAAAUAAAUACAUAAAUAUGCUGAUUGAAAGGACUCAAUGGAAACCCAAGACCUGUACUAGGCAGGAUUUGACUUAAUCUAAAGUAGCUCCAAAGGAUCACAGAUAAAAACGGUAACUAUCUUAUCCCAUACAAAUGUUUGAAAGCUUUAAAAUAUCUGGCUUAUAUUUUCAAAGAGCUUAGAAAGAAAGAUUUGUUGAAAAUUUUUAGCUUUGCAGCUGGUUUAAAGAGAAUAAUUCUGUGGUCAUUUACAUCUGACACAGUGGAUGUAAGAAAAUAAGAAAUCGUUCCCCACAGUUGUGUCAUCUACUCCCUCUAGUGUUUAUUUUUGGAUGUAAGCACAGGCAGGUCUUCAAGAGAGAAAUCCUGGAGUCUAAUCAUCACAAAACAUCCCAUUAAUAGGAUUAAAUGGCUUGUCACUAGAUAAGCAGUACAUAGCAAAAUCUGUGUCACUUGUGGAAGUUAGAACAGCAUACAGUCUUGUCCUUUCCUGAGGCCAGAAACAAGUUUGCAAGAGGACACAUCAACACGAAUGUGGGAUUCCCAUCUCUGGAAACCUGAAAACUAUUAACGCACUACAUAUUCUACUCUAAUCAUUCUGAACAGAACAAAGAUGAAGUCUUUACUCAUCUUAGUUUACUUAAUAUGGGUAAAAGGCCAUCACUGUGUACCUAUCAAAGAUGAAGAAUUUAAUGAUGUGGAAAACCUGAAAGUUUUGUCCGAAGUUGGAGAAAAAUAUGUAGAUGAAGAAGUAAAGAAAGCCUUGAUAGGCAUUAAGCAGAUGAAAAUCAUGAUGGAAAGAAACGAACUCAAGCAUACGGAUCUGAUGAAAACCUUAAAGAAGAGCAGUGAGGAAAAAGAGGAGGCUGUGAGGCUCAUGAAUGAAGUGAAAGAAAGACUAGAAGAAGAGGAAAACGUAUGCCAGGGAUCACUGAAAAAUCUGUGGGGUGAAUGCAAAUCUUGUCUAGAAAGUAACUGUAUGAGAUUUUAUACUACCUGUCGCCAUGGUCUCUCUACAUUUACAAGGAAGAUUGAAGAUUUUUUCAGAAAAAUGACUCCAUUGUCACUUCCAAUGUAUGAGCUUCAAGAGAAAGAUCUUCCAAAGAAAGAGGAUGUCCAUAUUGUACAAAUGGAAAACCUGUUUAACCAGCUGUUAUCUGACAUGGGCAUCAUCUUUGAAAAAAGCUUUGUCUUCUUCAAGCAGAUGCAAAAAGAAUUUGACCAGUCUUUCCAAAUGUAUUUCAUGUCUGAUCCAGAUGUGACAGAGCCCUAUUAUUUGCCAUCUUUUCCUGAGGAGUCUUCAAGAAACACAGGCUCCCCCAAAGACUGGGAGGUGCCGGGAUUCUUGCAACUAGUUUUUGACUUCAGUAAAACCAUUUUGGAAGGUGUUGGUGAAGUGAUAACUGAGGCAUUUGAUGAAUACCAAGAGAGUGCAAGAGAGUUGGUGGAGCAAAUUAAAGAUUCCAACAAAAGUGGAAUGUUCUCUAGCGACAUAGCAGGCCACGAGAGAACUCCAUGCAGUCAGCUACGUCAGAACUUAUCAGGAUGCCCUCAGUUCCACGAAAGAUGCCACGAAUGUCAGGAUGAUCUUGUGAGAGUUUGUCCCAAUGUUCCUGAACUUCAUAUCAAGUACGAUGAUGCUUUUAAGUUGGUCAAUAUUUCUAAUGAGCAGUAUCAACAAAUUCUCCAGAUGGUCCAGCGUCAUACAGAAGACACAUCCUACUUGUUGAAUAAAAUGAAAGAAAGGUUUGGCUGGGUCUCUGAGUUAUCUAACAUGACCAUUGGACCUGAAAACAUUUUCAAUAUAGUAAAGGUAUCAUCAAUUGCGAAAGGAAGUGAAAAUUCCAGUCUGAAUGAAACGGUGGUUGACGUGAAUAUUUUGACUUCACCUACUUUUACCAUUAAGGUCCCCCAGGAUCUAGACACUGAGAGUUCUGAAUUCAUUGAGUUAGUUGCUGGGAAAGCUUUACAACUUUACAAAAAAAAUUUCUAGAUGUGGAAAGCUGAUUCUCUUCAUGUUACGAAUUAAAACAUGUUAAACCAUUCCAUUUUAUCACCUUUUUACACAGCUUAAGAUAGAUGUGAUUUCCAGGCUUACAACGUAUAAUGGACUUGUUUUCUGUCCCAUCCCCUUCAACCAAACGUUGGCCUGCAUUCCAUGCCGAGCAAAUUCACUUUGUCUUCUUUAAGCCAUUCUGGGGGUUUGUUCUCUCCUUAAAAGCUUAUUUCUCAUAUUUUCGCCCUUCUGUGUGAUGCUGAUUUAAAUUCCUGCAAACCUUCAGCUCCCUCAAGCAUGUAGGUACCUUCCUUUUGUGUGUGGAUCAUGUUAUUUGGCUAUGUGUAAAUUUGCACCCACAUGAAUUCACAAUGGUUGGCAGUAUUACAAGAUGGCCUGGUGUAAGAAAAUGGUGUAAGAGUAGACCUGAGACUUGAGGUUAGGUCUUCUUACAAUUUCUACUUUUAUUUAUUAUACGUUGCCAUAUUAGGCAUUAGUUUUGGAAACUUAAUGUGUUUUGCUAGAAUCAGUAUCUAGCAAUGAUGCUGAAAGAUGACAGAGAUUGUAUUGUAUCCUUGCAUUUUAAUUUUUCAAACGUCUUUUUUUAAAAGCUACAUUAUUUGCAUAGUUAAAUGUGGUGUUUAUCUCUCUAUACAGGGAUGUCUGGAAAAUGCAAUCUAUUGUAUACCCAGAAAUUCUUCUAUAAUCAAAUAUGCCAAAAUGUACCUUUACAGAAAGGAUGGCAAAAAAGGUUUAUUAAGGUAUACAGUGUUCCCUCACUUAUUGUGGGGGUUACAUUCCAGGACCACCUGCGAAAAGUGAAAAUUCGCGAAGUGGGGAUGCUAUAUUUGUGUUGUUUGCAAGUAGCGUCUCUGUCCCCUCCUCGCCUCUCAAGCAAACGCAUGCGCGCUCCUGCCACUGCCGCUGCCUUGUGAGGCAAAAACAAUGCUGCUUCAGCCUCCUUUUCUCUCCCUUUGUUCUGUCACGCGCUGGGCCUGUAACUGAUUGUCUUUUGUAUAGGACGUAUACUUUAUGCCCAGCGGGAAGCCAGGGCGCCUAAAGAAAGGUUGUUGAGGAUUUCCCUGAAAGGAUGGCCUUUUGAGUCUUUAAUGAAAUAACAAAGUCUUUUUUGAUGAACAAAUAAUAAACCUUCAAGGAGUCAAAUAAUACUUCAAGGUUUCCUUAAUAAACUGUUGGCCCUUUGAGUCUUGUCCCCAAGGGACAGGCGAUUGGCUUUGGAUAACUGUGAAAACCCUCUUAUAACCUCUCCCUGGCUGUCUAUCAAUAUGGGCUGAGCUGAUGUGGGACCCACUGCCGACUCUAAAUGCGUCUGGGUAUCGAGUGGACCUACCAGCCAAGGCUUGCAGAUGUUUCAGCUGGGGUUCUGUGGAUCUGUGAUGCUGUUCUCUCUUUGAGUCUUUAGAAACUUAGGGCUGUUUCCUUCAGGAGCUGUGAGGCUGAGAGGCUGUAAGCUCUCAGCCAGAGCUUUUGGGACUUUCCCCCUAUAAUUUCUGUUUCUGGUUUCUCGGAUGUGCUAUAUCCCUGGAUGUGCUAUAUCCCCAGAUGUUCUUGAGAUAUGAAGCUUUUCUACGGGAUGAGCUGGUCUACGUCCUAUAGCUUAGCUUCCUUAAGAGAGACAGACUUAAAAUGGCUCCUUCCCUCCCAGAACCCUGAACAAGGGACAGAACCAAACUUAAUGAUGAUUGACAGGCGGCCUGUCCUAUGAUUGCAAACAUUUGCAGCAAGAAAAUAAAGUUGAAGGUUCUGGUACAGCCGUACCAGCACACCCUUCCUUAGACUUCUCCUUAGGAAGGAAGUAGAAAGAGGAAUUUAUAAGGGAUUUAAAAUAUCAUUUUAUGAUUUAUACUAUUAUUUUAGUGUUUAUUAAAAACCCGCAAAAUAGCGAGGGUGCGAAAAGUGAACUGUGAAGUAGCGAGGGAACACUGUAAUAAUAUCAUGCAUGUAACUCCUCAAAAUCCUUUCUAAUUGUCUUCGACUAGAGGAAAUGUAUUGGUAAAAACAAAAGAGGAUGGCUACAAAAAUAACAGAUUAAAUACAAGAGAUGGCAUUUUUUCCACUAGUGGGUGCUCAAGCAUGAAUGUCUGGUGUAACUACCACAAGUAAUACCUACAGCAAAUGAGUUGAGCAAGGGCUAAUGCCGGUGGAAUUACAAUUGAGUAAAGAUGAAUAUUGUAAGUGACAGAUGUCAGGUCCAUGUGGAAAAAUACAAUUGAAUACAUCCCUUUAUGUCUGGCAAGGCAAUGUUUGAAUAAGGCAUCAGUACAGCUAUUUUCAAGCUUGGACAUGAGCCCUUGCAGAACUUGAUAUGUAAUUUCUCAUAUUAAUGAUUCCAGCCAGUCUCGCUUGUCUGCCUCAGUUGUGCGAUCAGCUAAUUUUGAUGACCAUGGUGGGAACCUGGUCGUUAUUUUACAUCUGGCUAUAGUCAGAUAGUCCUUCUCUGGAGACUUUUAAGCAGAGGCUAAAUGACCAUCUGUCAGGAGUGCUUCGUUUUAUUUUCCUGCAUGGCAGGGAGUUGGACUGGAUGGCCCUUGUGGUUUCUUGCAAAACUAUGUUUCUGAUAUAAUUUUUUUGUGAUCGCUCCCACUUUCCACCAGCCACAGAAUAGCCAUGGCACUGUGGGUUUGUGCAGGAUUAUGGCCAAUAUUUCCAAGCAAUGUUCCUGGCUCCAGAGAUGGUAUAUAUCAGGUAUGGGCGAACUUCAGACCUCCAGCUGUUUUGGACUUCAACUCCUACAAUUCCUAACAGCCGGCAGGCUGAUACAUUGUGGGAGUUGAAGUCCAAAACACCUGGAGGGCCCAAAUUUGCCCAUACCUGGUAUAUAUCCAAACCAGGAUAUUAAACUCUGACAGUGAAAUGUCAGCAAAAGAACUAUAAUCUGCACCAUUUCUCUGCAUGAAUAGGGACCACCAUAUACUGGAGGAGACAGCAAGUAUUAAGUCUGAAGCAUAGUGCAAAACUGUCCUCAAAAUAUCAUGCUUGUAUUACUGUAUAAAUUAUAAUGUAUUUUCCACUGAAUGUACCUUAUAUGAUUUAUACCUCAUAUAGAUUAAUCAAUUGUUUUCCUGAGUUUAUAGUUUGAAUAACUUAAGUAGAAUAAAUUCAUUCAGAAUUCAAUAAA